CGGAGACAAUAUGGUCUCGUACUGAAAUCAAGAGGUUUCUACACCGGCUACGAUGCAUCUGUUGAUCCGUCCAUCGCAAACAGCUUCGCAACGGCUGCUUUAAGAUAUGGACACAGCACUGUUGGAAACAUCUACAAACCCUGCACACCCACAGCUGAUUUUCAUAACCCUGCUCCGCUGUACGCCGAGAACGGUGUUGAUGCUAUAUUACGAGGCCUUCUUUAUCAACCUGCUAGGGAAGUGGAUAGGUACUGUAUGUGAAAUGAUGCAUGCAUAAUACUUACAUACUGUGUCUACAGGUAGACUACAGGUAGCGACUCCUGAAGGAGAAUCAUGAGGUUAUCCCUAUUUUAAGAACUCUCUUCACAGACAACUCAAACCCCGACCUGCCGCUCAGCAGACCGGCACUCUCCCAACUGAUUCAUCAGGCGGCGGUGAAUGAAUAUAUACUAACAUAUGAAAUUCAUACAUUGGAACCGCGGAAUGAAAAAAUAAACACAAAAAAGAUCAUCACAAUUAAAACGCUACUUAUGCAGUUGCAAAAAGAAAGCCUUAAAAAUUUAGGCUUCCCCCGCGAUUCGGACCCUGGCCUUCUGCGAUACCGGUGCAGCGUUGUAACCAACUGAGUUAGCAAACCAACUGGGACCUGGAAGAGUAUUGCCAGCGUAUAGCGCCGGCCGAAUUGUUAUGUCUGGGGUACUUUGUUGGGCUCCGCCGCCAAAAACUGCGCAACACGCCUCGGCUAAUUUUGCUAGGAGUUCAGCACAAGCUAAGUAUUGUACCGUUUAUUUUCUUAGCCGUAGUCUGUUUUUAGUGAGGUUAUCUUAAUAUCACACAGAACUAGCCUAGUCCCUAGCUGUGACGUCACCGAGAGAGACUCGCCGAGAACGCUAAAAUUAGGGGUAUUUUGGCAAUAUCUGCUUGGCGUUUUCUCGCCCGCUCUUUCCCAGUCUUCGCGGGGGCAACGGGGCAACAUAGAACGCCUAGAGAUUAGGCUGACAGAACUUAAAGUUGAGAGAGGAGAGGUAUUCAUUUAUAGAACUGAACUAGCUAAGAUAAAUUGAUUUCCUUAUACAGUAUGUCCGGUUAAUGAUGUCUUCUUGCGGAAAAAAGAUCUUAGUUGAAUAUAAAUCAGCGUUUUGCGGAUCACUUUCAUCACUUAAGGCAGGCGCCCUUGACAGAAACCCUCUCUUUACUAAACGAUAAUUUAUUCAAAGCAUUGAAAAAUACUCUAAGGUUUUACUGGGGAAAGCUUCCAUGCAAGGAACACCCUCGUGACCAGGACAGGCUAAGUGUGUCUUGAUACUAAUACAAACAUGACUCUAUCGAUUUUUUUUUUCGGGUGCAAAGUUUUUGUCCCCAGGUUUUGCACUAAAUAGGUUAGAGGUACCGGCUUAUUUACUCGAUUAAGUAACGCAGCGCUUGUUAAAUUUUUCUUCUUCUCUGUGCGGUGCUUAUUGAAGGUGGCACUCACUUAAAAAUUUGUUUUCAUUCGCGAAUAAUCAUUAAUAGUCAUGUCUGUCAAGCUAACAAAAGCCCUAUUCACAAAGGAUAGCACUCAGAUCCAUUAGCCGCCGACCACAUUCAAUUUAUACUUUUCAUUACUUGCCUUCAUUUCGAAGGUUCUUCUCAUGGGCAGUCACUCAGAAAUUCAAGCCUGGACCAAACCAGAUCGCUGAUCUUGUUGCUAUAAAUAUACAGCGAGGGAGAGAUCAUGGCCUCCCCGCCUUUGGCGAUUUCAAUGCACACUUCGACGUUAACAAUGUUAAUAUCCCAGGUGACUUAAAGAAUAUGCUGAAAGAGUUAUACGGCUCGGAUUUGAGUCAAGUUGAUUUAUAUGUUGGCGGACUACUUUUAGAAAAUCCCACCUAUGGCUCACAUGUGGGGCCUACCUUCGCUCGCAUUUUAGCUGAAGGAUUCAGGUAAGCUUAGUUAUUGAUUAGUGAAACAGCUCAUCUUAUAGUACGCCGAGUGAUAUGCGUCAGGAAUAAAACCGUCGCGUAUGCAAAAAGAAGUGGGGGUACAAAAGAUAGGCCUCUGGCGCCCGAUCUCUCGCGGCUUUGCCGCCUCCGCUCGCCGUUUCAAAUUUCUUUUUCGUGAAUAUUCUUUGUCAUCUUUAGGAGGCUUUGAAUAAUCUUUUGCAUAAUGGAAAGCACUAAACCAGCUCACCACAGAGUUACCAUCAGUUUUCUUUUUAUCUAUCUAGCCACUUCGAUAUGUAACACUAAGAAAAAGAAAUAUAGAGAUUUACGAGGAAACUGUGCUUGAAAGCCCAAUGAAACCACGAAGCUUUUGCAACGCCGUUGUGGGCUUUCUUUUUGUUUCUGGCUCUACUAAAUUGCCAAAAAACCACCAAAUAUUAAUUGAACCGCGGUGGCAGAGUAAUAAUACGAAGUAAUAAAAUUAUAAAGAAAAAGUAAGAAAAAAAACAAAAGCAAAUAAAAGGGAAAAAAGGGAGGGGUUCGAUGGAAAUAAGCUAGUUAAGCAAGGAGCUUUUGCUUCAGUUUGUUCUUAAAAGCUGAUAAACUGACUGAGCUUUGAAUGUCUGGGCUUAAAGAAAUUAAAGGCGCGAAUGUUUGUAAAGCGAGUCUAAAACCAAGAGAGAAUUGGCAACUAGCAAGCGGCAUUACAUUUAGACAAAUAGGAAUACCUCCAAACAUGGUCCUCAGUUUUCGGUUAGAACUUCCGGAAACGAUCUAGCUUGGCAUGAACUUUUGAUCCGGAAUAUUAAUUUCCGGAAGUUUUGGCUCAAUGGUAAAGACUAAGCGUAUCACAUUUUCACUGAUUUCAGGAAUUUAAGAAAAGGUGACCGCUUCUGGUACGAAACAAACGAAAAGGGAGUUGGAUUUUCCCUUGCACAGCUGACGGAAAUAAGAAAAGUUAGCUUAGCUAGGAUCGUUUGUGACAACAGUGGUCUAUCGUAUGUUCAGCCUAAGGUAAUGAAAAAGAGAAACUGGUCGAGAAACAGAAAAGUUAGGUGUGGCAGUCUUCCUGAAAUGGACCUAACCAAAUGGAGUGAUCGGUCGGUAAGAUAGUUGAUUUCAAGUAACUUAAUUAUUCAAUAGUUGUUUAGAGAAGCGGUAGAGAGAUGCUCGCGACGGGUGACGGUAAGGAGGAAGGCCCUUUUUCUUGUCAUUGUCCCCUUUGUUAAUGGCCCAUUUCAUUAUGGAUUAAAGUUAUAUUAACUGCAGCGAAUGAUCAAAAUUUCCACCUGUUCCUUCGUUGAAUUAUUUAUUUUUUACCCAGAUCCCCGCAAUACCGCGUUCUUUGCGCUUCGAUGAUAUCCCCCAAUGAGAAACCUUACAUAAACAGCCAUCUUCCCGCCAUUUAGGUUCCUUUCCACUACUAUGUAUCAAAUAUUCGUUAUGUAAAAGGAUAAAAGAAAAUAGGUAUUAAUGAUUUUUACGAACAAUCACUGACAAUAACACAAUAUACCUAACCUCAGACUUGUUUUGGACUUUGCAGAUCAAUGAAAUCACAAAUUCCGAGAGCGAUCUUUCUGAUGACAUUACGCUAAGCGACUUUUGA
Porites evermanni is the source of this 3528-nucleotide messenger RNA. Lineage: Eukaryota; Metazoa; Cnidaria; Anthozoa; Scleractinia; Poritidae. The record is from the annotation of a GenBank genome assembly.